AUUAACAGGGAUUUCCAAAAAUGGUGGUAUAAAGAUAUGCACUAGGUCAGAGAGAGAGAGAGAUGAAACUUCCUUUUUUGCUCCAAUUAUAGGUGGAAUUGCUGAGAAUCUGGCUGAAAGGUUGAUGGGUGUGCUGUUUGAAGUCUGGUUGCUGGCCUGUAACCGGUGCUUUCCCACACCACCUUACUGGAAAACUGCCAAAGAGAUGGUAGCAAACUGGCGGUAUCAUUCUGCAGUGGUGGAGCAGUGGAGCAAAAUAAUCUGUGCCCUGACAGCUAGAUUGCUGCGUUUUACAUAUGGACCUUCAUUUCCACCUUUUAAAAUUCCUGACGAAGAUGCCAGUCUGAUUCCUCCAGAAAUGGAUAAUGAGUGUGUUGCCCAGACUUGGUUCCGCUUUUUACAUAUGCUGAGUAAUCCUGUGGAUUUGAGUAAUCCAGCGGUUAUAAGCUCUACCCCCAAGUUUCAGGAACAGUUUCUGAAUGUGAGUGGAAUGGCUCAGGAAUUGAAUCAGUACCCCUGCCUUAAACAUCUGCCUCAAAUAUUCUUUCGUGCUAUGCGUGGGAUCAGUUGCUUAGUGGAUGCAUUUCUAGGUAUUUCACGGCCAAGAUCAGAUAGUGCUCCACCCACACCAGUCAAUAGACUGAGCAUGCCCCAGACUGCUGCUGUCAACACAACUCCACCUCACAAUCGAAGGCAUCGAGCUGUAACUGUGAAUAAGACAAUGAAAAAUAGCACAGGUAGCACGGCUCAUUCUUCCAAAGUUCAACACCAGCCAUCCUCUACUUCUCCACUGUCUAGCCCAAACCAGACUGGUUCUGAGCCUCGACCGCUCCCUGCUCCCCACAGGCCAAAGGUUAACAGCAUCUUGAACCUCUUUGGAUCGUGGUUAUUUGACGCAGCAUUUGUUCACUGUAAACUUCAUAAUGGAAUGAACAGAGAUAGCAGUAUGACUGCUAUAGCAACGCAAGCGAGCGUGGAGUUCCGGCGGAAAGGGUCGCAAAUGUCUGCAGACACCAUGGCUUCCAAUCCCAUGUUUGAUGCAGGUGAAUUUCCGGACAACUAUGAAGCAGGCAGAGCAGAGGCGUGUGGAACACUUUGUAGGAUAUUUUGUAGCAAGAAGACUGGGGAGGAUAUACUGCCAGCCUACUUAUCUCGAUUUUACAUGCUUUUAAUUCAGGGUUUGCAGAUUGCGGAUUCUGUUUGCCAUCCAGUUCUGGCUAGUAGUAGUCUAAACUCCCCUGCAUUGUUCUGCUGUGACCUGAAAGGGAUUGAUGUUUUAGUUCCUUACUUCAUUUCAGCCCUUGAAACUAUCUUACCUGACAGGGAACUUUCCAAGUUUAAAUCAUAUGUGAAUCCCACAGAGCUAAGAAGAGCCUCUAUCAACAUCUUACACUCCUUGUUGCCUCUUCCUCAUCAUUUUGGAACAAUAAAAUCAGAGGUUGUUCUGGAAGGAAAAUUCAGCAAUGAUGACAGUUCAUCCUAUGAUAAGCCAGUAACCUUCCUAUCCUUGAAACUGAGGCUUGUGAAUAUACUUAUAGGAGCACUGCAGACGGAAACAGACCCCAAUAACACACAGAUGAUACUAGGUGCAAUGUUAAACAUUGUGCAAGAUUCAGCAUUUCUAGAAGCCAUUGGCUGCCAGAUGGAGACGAAUGAUGGUGAAAAUAAUACCUUGAAAAGCCACAGUCGCACAAACAGUGGCAUUAGCACAGCAAGUGGAGGAAGCACAGAGCCCACUACUCCUGACAGUGAGAGGCCUGCGCAAGCUCUCCUAAGGGAUUAUGAUACAGCAGCCGGACUCCUGAUCCGCAGCAUUCAUUUGGUAACACAAAGGCUCAACGUGCAGUGGAGACAAGACAUGAGCAUCUCAUUGGCUGCAUUAGAACUUCUUUCUGGUUUGGCCAAGGUGAAGGUUGCUGUUGAUCCUUCUGACAGGAAGAGAGCCAUUAGCUCAGUGUGUGGCUACAUUGUGCAUCAGUGCAGUCGUCCUGCCCCUCUCCAUUCUCGAGAUCUCCACUCCAUGAUAGUAGCAGCAUUCCAGUGUCUAUGCGUCUGGCUCACUGAACAUCCAGACAUGCUUGAUGAAAAGGACUGUUUAAAGGAAGUGUUAGAGAUUGUGGAACUCGGCAUCUCAGGAAGUAAAUCCAGAAACAGUGAACAAGAGGUCAAAUACAAAGGAGAUAAAGAGCCAAACCCUGCUUCCAUGAGGGUGAAGGAUGCAGCUGAAGCUACACUCACAUGUAUUAUGCAAAUACUUGGAGCUUUUCCUUCUCCCAGUGGCCCUGCCUCCCCAUGCAGCUUGGUGAAUGAGAUCACUCUAAUUAAAUACUCCCGUCUGCCUUCCAUAAACAAAUACAGCUUUCGAUACUUUGUCCUGGAUAACAGCGUCAUCCUUGCAAUGUUGGAGCAGCCCCUAGGGAAUGAGCAAAAUGACUUUUUCCCUUCAGUCACAAUUCUGAUCCGUGGGAUGUCUGGGAGACAUGCAUGGGCCCAGCAGCUGUGUCUUUUGCCAAGAGGAGCCAAAGCAAAUCAAAAGAUGUUUGUCCCAGAACCUUGUCCUGCACCCAAGAAUGAUGUCAGACUCAAAUAUACCAUGAAACAUCGGCCAUUUCCUGAGGAAGUGGACAAGAUUCCUUUUGUAAAAGCUGACCUGAGCAUUCCAGACUUACAUGAAAUAAUUACUGAGGAACUUGAAGAGCGGCACGAGAAGCUGAGGAAUGGGAUGGAACAGCAGGUUCUCUAUGAGAAGUCUAUCAAGCAGCGGAUGGAAGAAAAGUGGCGGAAGAAGAGUUUCCCUGAUCCCAUCACAGAGUGCAAGCCACCACCUCCUGCACAGGAGUUCCAAACCGCAUGGCUCUUCCUCUCUCACUUUGGAUUUCUAUCACUAGGAGCAUUGAAGGAACCGGCUAACAGUAGACUACCUCCUCACCUGAUUGCACUUGAUUCUUCCUUACCUGGCUUUUUUGAUGACAUUGGCUACCUGGAUCUGCUGCCGUGUCGCCCUUUUGAUACAGUUUUCAUUUUCUACAUGAAGGCAGGCCAAAAAACGAGCCAAGAAAUCCUGAAGAAUGCAGAGUCUUCCAGGAGUGUUCAGCCACACUACCUAGAGUUCUUGCUGUCUCUUGGUUGGUCAGUUGAUGUAGGAAAACACCCUGGAUGGACUGGGCAUGUUUCAACUAGUUGGUCCAUUAACAGCUUCUCUGAUGACGAGGGAAUUGAACAAGAUGAAAUAAUCUCUUCAGAAGAUGUUGGGGCAAGUAUCUUCAAUGGACAAAAAAAGGUGCUAUAUUAUGCAGAUGCGCUUACAGAAAUAGCUUUUGUUGUCCCCUCACCUCUGGAGUCCUUGACUGAUUCAUUAGAAAGCAGUGUCUCUGACCAGGAGAGUGACUCUAAUAUGGAUCUCCUACCUGGAGUUACAAAGCAGCCAGCACUGACCCUCGAGCUCUUUCCCAAUCAUACAGACAAUCUCAAUUCUUCACAAAGGCAGCUCAGUCCUACUUCCAGAUCAAAGAGGUUGCCUCAGGGUCGGGCUGUUCCCCCAAUGGGACCUGAAACCAAGGUGUAUGUGGUCUGGGUCGAACGCUACGAUGAUAUAGAGAACUUCCCUCUCUCUGACGUGGGAUCAGAGACCAGUACUGGAGUAGAAACAACUGCAAACAGCAGCACUUCACUGAGAUCCUCUACUCCUGAAAAAGAAGUUCCAGUGAUCUUCAUCCAUCCUUUAAACACUGGCCUAUUUAGGGUAAAAGUGCAAGGAGCUACUGGGAAAUUCAACAUGGUCAUCCCGCUGGUGGAUGGGAUGAUAGUGAGCAGAAGAGCUCUAGGUUUCUUAGUGAGACAGACUGUAAUAAACAUUUGUCGAAGAAAAAGGCUGGAAAGUGACUCGUACAAUCCUCCUCAUGUCCGCCGAAAACAGAAAAUAGCGGACAUUGUCAAUAAAUACAGGAACAAACAGCUGGAGCCGGAGUUUUAUACCUCCCUUUUCCAAGACGUCGGGCUAAAAAACUGCAAUCCUUAGACCAAUAUCCUUCUUGAACAAUUAGAUCAGAGCUUGGUGUCUACUGUAAUGAAAAGGAAAAAAACAACCUUCCCCAUCUUGGAACUCCUGUAUAAAGAAACCACAACUUGAGCAUGACCUCUGCUUUUGCAGCAAGGAAGAAAUGGGGACUGGACCUGGGUCCUCACCCUGCAAGUCUCUGGAUACAGCCCCACACCACCAACGGCUGCAGAGGGAUAAGCUGUAACAUCUCUCACCAUCAAGCAUUGCUUAGCAGUAGACAAUAUUAGUCAGUGUCUAAAAGAGGGAGAGGGUGAGCUACACUUCUCACAGCUCAUACUGUCCCACAGUUGCAUAAAAUGCCCUGUUCUGGGCAUAGAGCUAAUGUCUGGAAUUUCAAACUUAGUUUCUCGAGCAGGUUAGGUUCAAGGGCAAGUUCUCUCAGAGACCAUAACAAUUGCAAGGCAGCCCCUGUGCAGUUAACUAAAUUCUGCUUGCGUGCCCACUUCAUGACCAGUCCUGGUGCCAGACUUUUUUCUCUCCCCCCCC
Molecule: messenger RNA, 4546 nt
Organism: Gekko japonicus
Lineage: Eukaryota; Metazoa; Chordata; Lepidosauria; Squamata; Gekkonidae
Gene: RALGAPB
Product: Ral GTPase activating protein, beta subunit (non-catalytic)
Exons: 26
Biological process (GO): activation of GTPase activity; regulation of small GTPase mediated signal transduction
Molecular function (GO): GTPase activator activity
Source: RefSeq, a predicted model, not a curated record